Molecule: messenger RNA, 1415 nt
Organism: Phaethon lepturus (White-tailed tropicbird)
Lineage: Eukaryota; Metazoa; Chordata; Aves; Phaethontiformes; Phaethontidae
Gene: EED
Product: embryonic ectoderm development
Exons: 11
Biological process (GO): negative regulation of transcription by RNA polymerase II
Cellular component (GO): ESC/E(Z) complex
Molecular function (GO): protein binding; nucleosome binding
Source: RefSeq, a predicted model, not a curated record
GAUGAUGCUGUUAGUAUUGAAAGCGGUACUAACACCGAACGCCCUGAUACGCCAACAAACACUCCUAACGCACCAGGAAGAAAAAGCUGGGGGAAAGGAAAAUGGAAGUCGAAGAAGUGCAAAUAUUCCUUCAAAUGUGUAAACAGCCUAAAGGAGGACCAUGGUCAGCCGUUGUUUGGAGUCCAGUUUAACUGGCACAGUAAAGAAGGUGAUCCUCUCGUUUUUGCCACUGUGGGCAGCAACCGAGUUACUUUAUAUGAAUGUCAUUCUCAAGGUGAAAUCCGUCUGUUGCAGUCCUAUGUGGAUGCUGAUGCAGAUGAAAACUUCUAUACCUGUGCGUGGACAUAUGAUAGCAAUACAAGCCAUCCUCUUCUGGCUGUGGCUGGGUCCAGGGGUAUUAUUAGGAUAAUUAAUCCUAUUACAAUGCAGUGCAUAAAGCACUACGUGGGCCAUGGAAAUGCAAUCAAUGAACUGAAAUUCCAUCCAAGAGAUCCAAAUCUCCUUUUAUCUGUAAGCAAAGAUCAUGCAUUGAGACUGUGGAACAUCCAGACAGACACGCUGGUUGCAAUAUUUGGAGGAGUAGAAGGGCACAGGGAUGAGGUGUUAAGUGCAGAUUAUGAUCUUCUUGGUGAAAAAAUCAUGUCCUGUGGGAUGGAUCACUCUCUAAAACUCUGGAGAAUUAAUUCCAAAAGAAUGAUAAAUGCCAUCAAAGAGUCUUAUGAGUACAACCCAAAUAAAACCAACAGGCCUUUUAUUUCCCAGAAAAUUCACUUUCCUGACUUUUCUACGAGAGACAUACAUAGAAACUAUGUUGACUGUGUACGAUGGUUGGGAGAUCUAAUUCUUUCCAAGUCUUGUGAAAACGCCAUUGUGUGCUGGAAACCUGGCAAAAUGGAAGAUGAUAUAGAUAAAAUCAAACCCAGUGAGUCAAAUGUGACCAUACUUGGGAGAUUUGAUUACAGCCAGUGUGAUAUAUGGUACAUGAGGUUUUCAAUGGAUUUCUGGCAAAAGAUGCUUGCUCUGGGCAAUCAGGUUGGCAAACUUUAUGUUUGGGAUUUAGAAAUAGAGGAUCCUCAUAAAGCCAAGUGUACGACUCUUACUCAUCCUAAAUGUGUUGCUGCCAUUCGACAAACCAGUUUUAGCAGGGAUAGUAGUAUCCUUAUAGCUGUGUGUGAUGAUGCCAGUAUCUGGCGCUGGGACAGACUACGAUAAAUUACUUUUUUCUUAAUUCAAAGUAGAAAAUAUAUUUUCAAAUUAUAAUACAGUCUGUUAACUCGCUAGUAUGGUAGAUGCAUUUAGUGUAGAUUUUCUCAAAGGUUUGGCAGGCUGGAGCUGAACUUAGUGAUGUUUACAUUCUGUGUAUUGUUCUGCUUGAAAUUGCUGCUUUUAAUAAAAAGAAGUAUUUUUGUAAAGUU